GUCCAAAAUCCUUUUUGAUCCCCUCUCUCUCUCUCCUGAACUAGAGAUCCCACGCGGCCAACUACCACACACCACAAAAAACAGUGAACAGCCCCACUCUGUCCCAGUAUCCAAUGGGGGAAUCUAAUUCCCAAUAGUAGAAAAACACUACCAGCAGCUGUUAAUACACGCCUUUGUGCUGGGCCCAACUCUCACUUCAUGGAAAAAACACUCCCCACUUACAUUACUGCUACCAUUUAUCUGUACUUUCCCUCUCUCCUCCUAAUUUACUUCUCUCAUGGCUUCUUCAUGGAAUUUCAGAGCCAUAGUUCCCUUUCUUCUUCUCCUUGUUAUUCAACAACUGGGCAUUGUUCUAUCUGCUUUCUCAAGCAAUGUUCAUAUUGUGUACAUGGGAGAGAGGCGACACGAUGAGCCCGAGCUGGUUACAGAUUCACACCAUGGGAUUCUUUCAGAUAUUCUUGGAAGCCGAGAAGCUGCCGUGGAAUCAAUGUUGUACAGCUACAAGCAUGGGUUUUCAGGGUUUGCUGCAGUAUUAAAACCCCAUCAAGCUGCACUAAUUGCAGAUUUACCAGGGAUUGUUCACGUAGUUCCUAACCGAAUUCUUAGUUUGCAAACCACAAGAAGUUGGGAUUUUCUGCAAGUAAAGCCUCAGGUGGUAAAUGGAAUCCUCGAAAAGGGUCAGUCGGGUGGUGGGUCGAUUAUUGGCAUCUUGGACACUGGAAUAUGGCCUGAAUCGGAAAGCUUUAGAGAUGUGGGGAUGGGAAAGGUUCCUUCUCACUGGAAAGGGAUAUGCCAAGGAGGAGAAGAAUUCAGUAGUUCCAAUUGUAACAAGAAAAUUAUUGGUGCACGUUGGUAUGUGAAAGGAUAUGAGGCUGAAUUUGGAAAAAUAAAUACAAGCGAUGCAGUUGAAUAUUUAUCUCCCCGUGAUGCAUCAGGCCAUGGCACUCACACAGCUUCUACUGCAGCUGGGGCUUUAGUAGAUAAUGUGAGCUUCAUGGGACUAGCUAAAGGAACAGCAAGAGGAGGUGCUCCAUCAGCUUGGCUCUCUAUCUACAAAGUCUGUUGGUCUACUGGCGGCUGCAGCUCUGCUGACCUUCUUGCUGCGUUUGACGAUGCAAUAUUCGAUGGGGUGAAUGUGAUUUCAGCAUCUCUGGGUUCGUCUCCUCCCCUCGCCAGUUAUGUUGAUGAUGUUUUGUCUAUCGGUUCCUUUCAUGCCAUGGCCAAAGGAAUUUCUGUGGUUUGCUCUGCUGGGAAUUCUGGGCCAUAUCCUCAAACAGUGAUAAAUACUGCUCCUUGGGUGAUCACUGUUGCAGCAAACACAAUUGAUAGAGCUUUUCCUACUGCGAUUAUGAUGGGGAACAAUCAAACAGUUGUGGGUCAAGCAUUGUAUACGGGGAACGACAUGAACAAGUUCUACCCCAUUGUGUAUGGGGAAGACAUAGCAUAUGCUGAUUCAGACGAAGAUAGUGCAAGAAGUUGUGAUGCUGGAUCCCUAAAUGAAACUUUAGCAAGAGGAAAGGUGGUUCUUUGUUUCCAAUCUCGGUCACAAAAGACUGCAGCCAAUGCAGCAAGAACUAUACUAGAAAUGCAAGGUGUGGGAGUCAUCUAUGCUCAGUAUCCGGCAAAGGAUGUCUCGUUGGCCCAUGGCAUCCCGCUUGUCCAAGUGGAUUUUAUAGUGGGCACUUAUCUGUUGAACUACAUGGAAGCAACAAGGGAUCCUGUUGUGAAGUUUAGCCGUACAAAGACAGUCGUGGGUCGACAAGUUUCCCCUGAAGUUGCUUUCUUCUCUUCGCGAGGACCCAGUUCCCUCUCUCCAACUGUCUUGAAGCCCGACGUUGCUGCUCCUGGAGUUAACAUUUUGGCCGCCUGGACCCCUAUUGCAUCCUCCCAAUCAUUUGAUACCACUAAAAAUCAACUCCCACUUGGUUUUAAAUUUGAAUCAGGGACUUCUAUGUCCUGUCCUCAUAUAUCAGGCAUUGUGGCUCUUCUCAAAGCUAUCCAUCCCACAUGGAGCCCUGCUGCUAUCAAGUCUGCACUCAUCACAACAGCCUCUUUGAAGGAUGAGUACAGUCUAAGUGCGGUGGCUGAGGGAGCUCCAGACAAGAAAGCCGACCCAUUUGACUACGGUGGUGGACACGUUGAUCCUAACCGAGCCAUUGCUCCUGGUCUCAUAUAUGACAUGAAAGUCCCAGACUAUGUCCAGUUCCUUUGCUCUAUGGGGUAUAACGACACAGCCAUCAGCAAUAUAGCCAAGGCUCCCAAUAAAUGCAGGAGCAAAACCAAGAACUUACUUCUAAACCUAAAUCUGCCAUCUAUCACUAUUCCGGAGAUGAAAAAUAGUGUGACAGUAUCAAGGACAGUCACCAAUGUCGGUCCAGCAAUAUCUGUCUAUGUUGCUCGCGUUGAAGCUCCUCCUGGCGUAAAUGUGAUUGUACAGCCCUCAGUCUUGUCUUUCAAUUUCACAAGUAACAAGCUGAAGUUCAAGGUAACAUUUUGUUCACUAGUAAGAAUUCAAGGAAGAUAUACAUUUGGGAAUCUAUUUUGGGAAGAUGGUUCCCAUGUAGUGAGAAUACCAUUGAUAGUUCGACCUAUCAUCGAAUAUUACUAUCCUGAAAUAUGAAACAUGUAUCAUUUUUAUUCGA
Molecule: messenger RNA, 2642 nt
Organism: Rhododendron vialii
Lineage: Eukaryota; Viridiplantae; Streptophyta; Magnoliopsida; Ericales; Ericaceae
Product: subtilisin-like protease SBT3.9
Exons: 11
Coding region: 278-2620 (780 amino acids)
Biological process (GO): proteolysis
Molecular function (GO): serine-type endopeptidase activity
Source: RefSeq, a predicted model, not a curated record